UCAUCUCCCAAAACUCUUUCCCCACAGGAGGACCUGAUCAUCUUCCCCAGCAGAGACUUGCAGAAAGAUUAUCCAUUGAUGAAUGUUGUUGAAAGUGCUGCUGUAAUGCACUGCCUCCUUCCGUAGGUCCACACUUUUCUGGUGAGCUUGCUCGGAGUCAUAAUUGCUCCGGCUCCAGUCACCGGGUGGGAGGAAGAAUGUAGAUGUCGGAGGACCAGGAAGCCCAGGAGGAUGAGUUGCUUGCUCUAGCGAGUAUUUACGAUGAAGAGGAGUUUCGCAGAGCCGAAUCGGCACAGGGCGGUGAGAUACAACUAUGCCUUGAACUUCCUCCUAGUUUCAAGUUGAUAGUCAAUGGAGACAAGCAGAACGAAUAUGACAUAUCUUUCCUACCUCCUCUGGUGCUUAACUUUGUACUUCCUGCUGACUACCCUUCUUCCUCAUCUCCGGUCUAUACACUAAGUUCCAAAUGGCUGUCAAGGGACCAGAUGACUUCUCUCUGCAAGCGACUGGAUGGGCUGUGGGAGGAGAACCAGGGCUGUGUUGUCCUCUUCACGUGGAUCCAGUUCCUUAAGGAGGAGGCGUUUGCCUUCCUCGACGUUAAGUCUCCCCUGGAGGUGGUCAAAGGGGGCGAGGCUCCGGUGGAGUGGAAGAGGAGUGAGGCUGGCGUGAAGCGGGCGGGGAGUCUAACCGGGGAGAAGGACAAACUGGAGCCCCUGCUGGAGCUGGACCCCCGUGCUGUCCUGGUGGUGGACCCCCGUACUGAUAUCCUACCUCAGCUCCUGGACUUUGAUGAAGCUCAGCGGCAGAAGGUGUUUGACGCCAAGGCGUUCUGCUGUGGCAUCUGCUUCAUGGAGAAACUGGGCUCGGGCUGCCUGUGCUUGAAGGAAUGCCAGCACGUGUACUGCAAGACCUGCAUGACGGAGUACUUCCAGAUUCAGAUCCGCGACGGCAACGUUCAGUGCCUUACCUGCCCCGAGCCCAAGUGCACCUCCUUGGCUACGCCCUCACAGGUCAAGCUCCUUGUCGGGGAGGAGUUGUUUGCUCGUUAUGACCGCCUUCUGCUUCAGUCCAGCCUGGAUCUGAUGGCUGACGUGGUGUACUGCCCUCGCCAAUCCUGCUGCCAGGCUGUGAUGGUGGAGCCAGACACCACCAUGGGCAUUUGCCCUGUCUGCCAGUACGCCUUCUGCACCCUCUGCAAAAGGGGAUACCACGGCCUGUCCCACUGCAAGGUCACAGCAGAUGAGCUGCGAGGCCUGCGGGAUGAGUAUAUAUCUGCCAGCGCCGAGGGGAAGAAGUUCAUGGAGCAGCGCUUUGGGAGGCAGGUCAUCCAGCGUGCUGUGGAGGAAUCCUUCAGCAGGGACUGGCUUAAUGAGAACUGUAAAGGCUGCCCGCGCUGUGGCACUAACAUACAGAAGGUUGAUGGCUGCAACAAGAUGACUUGCACCUCGUGUAAGCAGUACUUCUGCUGGCUGUGUCUGGGCCAGCUCACACGGGUCAACCCCUACAGACACUUCAACAACCCCUCCUCGCCUUGCUACAACCAGCUGUUCCAGGGUGUGGAUAUUGAUGAAGAUGAUGCCUUUUGGAGUGACGAAGAGGACUGACGUGCAAUACCUCCAUGCGUGAUUCAUUUGUAUGCACUUUAUCUCACCCUCACAACACCAACCGCCCAUGGAUUUAGCCAAUACUAAUUCUCACCAUCAUUGAGCAGGCAUUUACUAACCCAAAAUAUAUCAGUCAUUUCUGAUGGUUGAAUGACUAGCAGAGGUCAAUUCCAGGUAGAAAUAGGUACAUUACCUUACCCCAAACGUCAGUCAAAUACUCAGGGCCAGUAUUUUUCUGAAAGAAUGCUCGUGAAGUGAGUAUGAGCGAGUGUACCAAAAACUGAUGGGUUACAGUUCUAAUGCUGUUUUUGUUUAGAUGAUUUGAACAGAUGUUGUUGGUAUGUUUUAUCAAUCUCAAUAUAAAAAGGAAAUUCAGGGAUCCGGGGGUGAAGUCUUACAAUCAAGAACAGAGGACAACAUUUUGGGGUAAUGUUUAUACAAUUUCAUUUGUGUCCUGUAGAACCACUUUAAUCAUGAUGAGUUAACUGUCUGUACACCAGGAUACCAUCCAAACCAUGAGUUCACAGCUUGAUUGAAGGUUGAAAAAAGGUUGAAUAAAGCUUUGCCAAAUGUGACAUUCA
Messenger RNA from Coregonus clupeaformis (lake whitefish), 2185 nucleotides. Its product is annotated as E3 ubiquitin-protein ligase RNF14. Gene Ontology annotation, biological process: ubiquitin-dependent protein catabolic process; protein polyubiquitination; positive regulation of proteasomal ubiquitin-dependent protein catabolic process. Gene Ontology annotation, cellular component: cytoplasm; ubiquitin ligase complex. NCBI's taxonomy places the organism in Eukaryota, Metazoa, Chordata, Actinopteri, Salmoniformes, Salmonidae. The coding region runs from base 204 to 1604 and encodes 466 amino acids. Gene Ontology annotation, molecular function: ubiquitin conjugating enzyme binding; ubiquitin protein ligase activity; zinc ion binding. The record is from RefSeq and is a predicted model, not a curated record. The transcript is spliced from 8 exons.